Daucus carota subsp. sativus is the source of this 294-nucleotide messenger RNA. Its product is annotated as protein NIM1-INTERACTING 2. The record is from RefSeq and is a predicted model, not a curated record. The transcript has a single exon. Lineage: Eukaryota; Viridiplantae; Streptophyta; Magnoliopsida; Apiales; Apiaceae. Gene Ontology annotation, biological process: regulation of systemic acquired resistance. Bases 1 to 294 code for a protein of 97 amino acids.
AUGGAAGCGGAGAAGAGAAAGCGAGACGGUGCGGGUGAAUCCAGCUCCAAAAGAAGGAAGGAAAAGAAGGGAGAAAUAACGGUGACGGAUGGCGAGGUGGAGGAGUUCUACGCGAUAUUACGGAGAAUACAUGUCGCGGUAACGUAUUUGAAGAAAGGUAACGGGAAAGGGUUGUUGAAUAACGCGUUUGAGUUGGAAGAUUUUGAGAGAGUUGAUUGCUUUGAACAACGGAGAGGUGGUGAGAAGAGGUUGCAGUUUGAUCUUAAUGUUGAACCUGAUGAUGAAGCUGAGUAG